AUGUUCAUCGCCUUGGUCCAGCUCUUGCUGAACGAUGGAGUGGAGGGUUAUGGUCUGGCUGAGCUGAGGCAAGCGGAAGGAGCUCGCAGGGCGUACCGGAGAACAGUACCGGAAGUCAUCGUUGAGUCGUUUAGUCGGCCAGCUAAAAAGGACGUCGCCGCUAAGCCUACGUCAUCUUCGGGUGGCAAGGCCAAGAAGAAGAAAUGGUCCAAGGGAAAGGUUAAGGAUAAGGCCAACAACGCCGUCAUCCUCGACAAGACCACCUACGACAAGCUCAUGAAGGAGGUCCCCACCUACAAGUUGGUUUCCCCCUCGGUUCUCGUUGACCGUCUCCGCAUCAACGGCUCGCUCGCCCGUGCUGCCAUCCGCGAGUUGGCCAACCAGGGUGUCAUUGUCCCCGUCAGCACCCACGGUGCCCAGUGGAUCUACACCCGCGCCACCGGUCUUGAGGAGGAGAAGAAGGCUGCCCCCAAGAAGGCUGCCGAUGAGCAAUAA
Molecule: messenger RNA, 495 nt
Organism: Linnemannia hyalina
Lineage: Eukaryota; Fungi; Mortierellomycota; Mortierellomycetes; Mortierellales; Mortierellaceae
Source: the annotation of a GenBank genome assembly